GCUCGAGUUGCGCAAUUACAGUUGGAACAGCUGAUUCAAAAUUUCACAUCUCACCGCUCAACCUGAAUUGUUUACCUGUCCUUGAAAAUACACUUGUUUUUAACUUCCAAAAGUUUUCCAGAAAUGUCUGAGCGUCGGGGUAGCAUUAUGAAGGGGAUUCGCAAAGAUAGCCAUACUGACAGGCCCCGAGGGUCAACCAUGGACAUUGAAAUGCAUGACGACGACGACACCCACCCUGUGAAACGAGGGUCUUCAGUUUGGAAAUCAGGGUUCAAAGGGAAACUUGCCAACACCUACAGGUUGGGACCAAAGCAGAAGUUUCUUCCCCAUUUGAUUCAGAAGAAAGGCGAGGAGUUGAUGAACCAAGCAUUCGGUGAGCUGGCCUACGACCACAACUGUCGAGAUGUGGCUGAUAAAGUGGCUGCAGAUAUCCUGGCGUUCUGCAAAGAGCAAGUGUUCGACCGCUACAGAUACGUGGUCAAGGUGGUCGUCGGCGACAAGAAUGGCCAGACAGUGAAGAUUGCAAGCCGUACCCUGUGGGAUGAUGAAAAGGACAACUUUCUGACUCUCAACUUUGAGAACAGACACAUUUUCGCUGUUGGCAUGGUUUUUGCCAUUUAUUUCGAGUGAC
Salmo salar (Atlantic salmon) is the source of this 631-nucleotide messenger RNA. Its product is annotated as dynein light chain Tctex-type protein 2. Gene Ontology annotation, biological process: microtubule-based movement. Gene Ontology annotation, cellular component: cytoplasmic dynein complex; cytoplasm. Gene Ontology annotation, molecular function: dynein intermediate chain binding. Lineage: Eukaryota; Metazoa; Chordata; Actinopteri; Salmoniformes; Salmonidae. The record is from RefSeq and is a predicted model, not a curated record.